AUGGAGCUGCUUGAUGUCAUGAAGAACUUGACUAUCAAACAUACGGAAAAGGAUAGUCAACAGUUGCUAUUCAAAUCAGUUGCUGCAGAUAUUGACGAUGUGCCCACGGAAGUAGUUCUUGCCGAGUACACAGAUAAAACAUUGCUCAUAUUAUCACAAUACCAAAAAAUUGGCAGCAUGUUAACAGUCCAGAAAGAUGAAGUACAUAAUCCACUUGGGAGUAGCGAUAUUUAUACUACAAACGUUAUUUUUGGUGCUACAGGAGAGGAGCAACAAGUAGGAGCAAGGUACCUGGCAGAAGCCAUCAAAAUAACUAAACCACUGAACAUCUUCAUCAACCUGAAGUCCUAUGAUAUUGAGACUUUGAAGGCCUGUGUGGACAUCAUACAAGACCUUAGGAGGGAUCAGGGUAAUUAA
This is a messenger RNA of Leguminivora glycinivorella, 417 nucleotides long. Its product is annotated as proteasome assembly chaperone 3-like. Gene Ontology annotation, biological process: proteasome assembly. The record is from RefSeq and is a predicted model, not a curated record. The transcript has a single exon. NCBI's taxonomy places the organism in Eukaryota, Metazoa, Arthropoda, Insecta, Lepidoptera, Tortricidae. Bases 1 to 417 code for a protein of 138 amino acids.